UGUUUAUGUUAUGUUUGGCCAGAAAUAAACAAGGAUCACAUAUUCAUAUGUAUCUUACUCAAGAUAAAACGACGAGAAUGGGUCCAAUAAGGAAGCUACCCCUUAUCAGUACCACCGUGUCUGUAGGUUGCAAAACUUCUGCUAAACGAUGAAACUCCCACCCGCGAGACCCCUCCGAUCAUUACACGUGCCAACUCUCGUCAACCACACGUGCCACCUUGAGCCUCUAACUGCAACCGUAUUCUCACCCUCUCCCAAUACUACACUCAAAAUGGUUGAUUAUAAAUACGAAACGCGUGCCACACAAGGAAACGGAACCAUAACCGCUCAAACUCUCGCUCACAUGGAAUCUCCACAUCUCGAAACUGAAACAAAAAUGGAAGAAAAAGAAGCGAUUAAAACCGAGAGCGAGUUCCGAUCAGAGUUUCUACAAAUGCUCCGUAAGAGACGAACUCCUCAAGUUCCGUUAACGGUUGAAAUCGCAAAACCAGUAGCGGAUGCUUGGUAUCUGAAUUCUCCACCGUCAAUGGAUGAGGAGAUUAUGAAAUCCUGUCCUAAGAAAGACAUUGAGAACUUCAAAGAUUUGCUCAAGGAGGAGAAUCUGUUUUUAAAUAUAGAGGAAGGAGAACAAGGAAAGUUGCCUGUGUUAAUUUUGAGCUUGAAGGAAAGUGAUAAAGAGAUAAAAAGACCUGCAGUUGUUUUCCUUCACAGUACAAACAAGUAUAAAGAAUUUUUGCGUCCAUUGCUAGAGGCAUAUGCUUCGCGGGAUUAUAUAGCAAUUUCGGUUGAUUCUCGUUACCAUGGUGAACGAGCGAAGAGCGCCCCCACCUAUCGCGAUGCUCUUAUUUCUGCAUGGAAAACCGGAGACACAAUGCCAUUCAUAUAUGACACGGUAUGGGACUUGAUUAAAUUGGCAGAUUAUCUAACACAGAGAGAAGAUAUAGACCCCUCUAGGAUAGGAAUCACUGGAAUAUCACUUGGAGGAAUGCAUGCAUGGUUUGCUGGAGCUGCUGAUACUCGCUAUGCAGUAGUUGCUCCUUUAAUUGGCGUUCAGGGAUUUCGAUGGGCCAUAGACAAUGAUAAGUGGCAUGAACGAGUUGAAAGUAUAAAACCUGUUUUUGAAGUGGCUCGUGAUGAUUUGGGUAAAAGUGGUAUUGACAAAGACGUAGUGGAGAAGGUGUGGGACAGGAUUGCACCUGGUUUAGCUUCCAAUUAUGAUUCUCCCUACUCAAUUCCAUCUAUAGCGCCCCGUCCUCUACUUAUUCUAAAUGGUGCGGAAGAUCCUAGGUGUCCCCUUGCCGGAUUGGAAAAUUUAAGGUUAAAAGUAAGUCAGAUAUAUGCAGAGUUUCAAUGCUCCGAUAAUUUUAAGUUUAUUGGAGAACCUAAAAUUGGGCAUCAAAUAACAAAAUUUCAGGUGAAAGAGUCGUCUGAUUGGUUUGACAAGUUUCUAAAGCCUCAGCAGCUUGAGCCUAAAUUUUAAAAUUGUAAACAAGCUCUCUCUGGCUCAUUUCAGUUGCCUUUGUAUGAUUAUGUGUAUCCUGUUAUAAUUUUUCUACUUAAUAUAUCCCCUGGUUCAUGUAGCCCAUAGUCCGUGUUAACCAUGUUAUAAUUUUCUAAUUAAUGUAUCUUCCACAAAUCCAUGUUAUCCCAAUAAAAUGUACACAGUAGAACCAUAGUUUUAUGAUUCUAACUUAUGCAUGAAGACAUGAUUCUUUUUUA
This is a messenger RNA of Vicia villosa (hairy vetch), 1719 nucleotides long. RefSeq lists its product as uncharacterized. The coding region runs from base 149 to 1480 and encodes 443 amino acids. The record is from RefSeq and is a predicted model, not a curated record. Gene Ontology annotation, molecular function: serine-type peptidase activity. The transcript has 13 exons. Gene Ontology annotation, biological process: proteolysis. Lineage: Eukaryota; Viridiplantae; Streptophyta; Magnoliopsida; Fabales; Fabaceae.